AAACACACUCCCUCUCUCCCUCUCUCCCUCUCCCUCUCCCUCUCCCUCUCCCUGUCUCCGAUCUCCACUCAAAAUAUUGAGGGGAAAAUUACAAGAAAUAUCGGGAAAAUCUUGAAAAUAGGAAAUUUGAUCAGAUCAGAAACAGUCCACGGCUGUCUGCCUUCAGUUAUUUUUUGUUUGAAGGAAGAAAAAAAAUCUGAUUUGAGUUUCGUAACCGAACUCUAAGGAUAAAGAACCGCGCUUGAUUUGUUUUCGGUUUCGUUACGAACACUUCCGAGGAGCAAAUUUUAUGUAGCUGAUCUCACUAGUUUGAACUUGAAGUUAAGCUGUGGACUUUUUGAUUCAACAGGAAGAUAGGUGCUUGGAUGGGAUGGGCAGCUGCACUACGUAGUAUUUAGUGGAUAGCCAAUACUAGUGUCUAUAAAGUUUACCUGGCUGAAUUAUGGCAUCUGCAAGCCUAGGAAAUGGAGGAGUGGGUAGUUCCAGAUCUGUUAAUGGUUUCAAAAGCUCAUCUAGUUCUGUUGAUUGGCUGGGGAGAGAAAUGCUUGAAAUGAGACUCAGAGACAAGGUGGACAAUGAUGAAGACAGAGAUAGUGAACCAGAUAUAGUUGAUGGAGUGGGUGCUGAAACAGGACAUGUGAUAAGAACAACCAUUGGUAGUCGGAAUGGUCAAUCAAAACAGAAUGUUAGUUAUAUUGCUGAGCAUGCUGUUGGUACUGGUUCUUUCGGUGUUGUUUUCCAAGCAAAGUGUCGUGAAACUGGGGAAAUUGUUGCCAUCAAGAAGGUUCUUCAAGAUAAGCGCUACAAAAAUAGGGAGUUGCAGAUUAUGCAAAUGCUGGAUCAUCCAAAUAUUGUUGCUCUUAAGCAUUAUUUUUUCUCAAAAACAGACAAGGAAGAACUCUACCUCAAUCUUGUUCUGGAGUAUGUACCUGAAACUGUUCAUCGUACAGCCAGAAGCUACAGCAGGAUGAACACACGAAUGCCUUUGAUAUAUGUUAAACUAUAUACCUACCAGAUAUGCAGAGCACUUGCCUAUUUACACAACUGCAUUGGUAUAUGUCACCGUGACAUCAAACCUCAGAAUUUACUUGUGAAUCCACAUGCACAUCAGUUGAAACUUUGUGAUUUUGGGAGUGCAAAAGUGCUUGUGAAGGGAGAACCCAAUGUUUCUUACAUCUGCUCAAGAUAUUAUCGUGCUCCAGAACUCAUAUUUGGUGCCACUGAAUACACAACUGCGAUAGAUAUCUGGUCUACUGGUUGUGUGAUGGCUGAAUUGCUUCUUGGACAGCCGCUGUUUCCUGGUGAAAGUGGGGUUGAUCAACUUGUUGAAAUCAUUAAGGUUUUGGGGACUCCAACCAGGGAGGAGAUCAAGUGCAUGAAUCCGAACUACACUGAAUUCAAGUUUCCCCAGAUAAAGCCUCAUCCAUGGCACAAGGUCUUCCAAAAGCGUUUGCCUCCGGAAGCAGUGGACCUUGUCUGCAGGUUUUUUCAGUACUCUCCCAAUUUGCGCUGCACUGCUCUGGAGGCUUGCAUUCACCCGUUCUUUGAUGAACUGAGGGAUCCGAGCACUCGACUUCCUAAUGGCCGUCCGCUCCCGCCACUCUUCAAUUUUAAGCCACAAGAGCUCUCGGGCGUCCCCCCUGAUGUUGUGAAGAAACUUAUUCCGGAGCAUGCUCGUAAGCAGAACUUAUUCAUGGCGCUGCAUACUUAGUAACCUUUCCGAGUUCCUUGCGCUUCUACUAGCCAAUAGCCGUGCCACGCGUCGCCAUACCACGUCAUGUCGUUUUAUUUUGUAUCAUCGUAUGUAUAAAGUAAAAAAAAAAUUGCCCCAUACCCGUAUCGUCUCUGUUAAGAAAACCAAAAAGUGAGUAGAACAAAGGAGAACCAAGGCUGUGAUGCUGAUGAACCUGGUUUUUUAUUAUAUAUAUUUUUUGUUGAA
Hibiscus syriacus is the source of this 1939-nucleotide messenger RNA. RefSeq names its product shaggy-related protein kinase kappa-like. The transcript has 14 exons. Gene Ontology annotation, biological process: protein phosphorylation; signal transduction. Lineage: Eukaryota; Viridiplantae; Streptophyta; Magnoliopsida; Malvales; Malvaceae. Gene Ontology annotation, cellular component: cytoplasm. Gene Ontology annotation, molecular function: protein serine/threonine kinase activity; ATP binding. The record is from RefSeq and is a predicted model, not a curated record. Bases 443 to 1711 code for a protein of 422 amino acids.